AUGGCGGCAUAUAUGCGCUCCCAGCUGGUGCUACUCAGGUCGCCAGGGCAGCGACAUCUGUUGAGCUAUCGCUCAUCGUCAUCCUCCUCUGAGCCAAGAACUGCUACGCCUCCACACGCUCCUGCAGUUUCAGAUGCUGCUGGAGGACGUACCAGUACCAAAAGCUCGAUUAAGCACUGGAUUUAUGGACGUCCCGGCUUAGCAUCUAUGCUCUCCUUGCUGGGGCUAUUCACCACCUCAUCCCCCGAUGCGCCAACAUCAACUGGCGGUGCUGUUAGCAUCACCGAUACUGCCGGUAACCAGGGGACUUAUGAACCCCCUCAGAAAAAACGCACAACUUAG
This is a messenger RNA of Triticum turgidum subsp. durum (durum wheat), 342 nucleotides long. The record is from the annotation of a GenBank genome assembly. Lineage: Eukaryota; Viridiplantae; Streptophyta; Magnoliopsida; Poales; Poaceae.